AUGGAGUCUAUGGAGUACCUCUACAUUCUCGAUCAUCCCCAGAACUUACAGAAUCUUGUAAAGAAGUUACCACCCUAUCUGCAAGACCGUUGGAGACGACACGUUGUAAAACUCAGAGGAACAAGGUUUACUCAAAUUCCAGGGUUUAAGGACUUCAGUGAUUUCAUAACAACAGGAGCUAAGGAAAAAAGAUUGGAACAACGGAAGAAAUUCCUCACAGAAAAACAGUUGUGCUAUGCCUGCUWCAGACCUGGACACAGAUCGCGUGGUUGCUUGCAGAAACACCAAUGCGAAGUAUGCUCUAAACGACACCUAACAAGUCUACACGACUACAGUUUUCAAGGAGGUUCAAAAGACUCAACGAAGCAAGAAAGUACUGUGACAGUUGCAAGAAUUGCCCACUUACACAAAGACACGCUAUUCUCUGAAGAACCAGAAAUUAAGUUCAUGCCUAUUGUGCCUGUUAAAGUACGCUACGGUGGCGAAGUGAUAACGACAUAUGCAAUGCUAGACUCCUGUAGCACUGGAACCUUCGUAUCAGAGGAUGCAUCAAGACGCUUAAAGAUUGACGGAGUACCGACCAAGAUUCGAGUAAAGACAGUCAUCGGAUCYCAACUUCUUGAUGCCAAAGUCGUCACAGGACUUGUCGUGUCAGACGUGCAAGACAAGAAUAAAGUAACUUUGCCAAAGACAUUUUCAAGAGAUGAAAUACCAGCAACAGARGGAGAAAUACCACGGYCUGAAUUGAUAAGGCAAUGGCCACACCUACGGUCAGUUGCAGAUAAGAUGCCACCAUUCUUACCAGACGUACAAGUUGAUCUGAUCAUUGGUGCAAAUUGUCCAAAAGCUCUACAGCCCAGAGACUUUGCUGUUGGUAAAGACGGAGGRCCUUACGCUAUGUUGACAUUUGCAGGCUGGACUGUUGUUGGCCCUAUUAAGUCAACCACCAGUACGUCUUCUAUCUCAAGUCAAAUCGUGAACCGAACCUUAACUACGAACGUUUGUAGCGACAAGACAUCGAAUUUGCAUUACAAGAUUGAAAGCUCUGUUAAAGAAGUUAUAAUGCCUCAAACACUGAACAAGUYCCUUGACGUUGAGUUCCGCGAAGCCAUCUCGACGUGUGAGCACGAACCGCCAAGAUCAAUAGAAGACUCACGAUUUCUCCAAAGGAUGGAAAAGGAAAUAAAACUCGUCAACGGUUACUAUCAGAUGCCUUUGCCAUUUAAAGAUGCCGAUAUGUCUAUGCCAGAUAACAAAGAACAGGUCAUUCAGAGGAUGAGAUGGCUGCAAAGGAAGCUUUUUAAUGACUGUAAACUUUAUCACGAUUACAAGACCUUCAUGUACAACGUCAUCGAGAAAGACUACGCAAGAAGAAUUCCUACUAACCUGUUAGAGGCCAAACCGGGAAAGACAUGGUACAUCCCUCAUCACGGAGUUUAUCAUCCGCGCAAACCUAAUAAGAUUCGUGUUGUCUUUAACUGUAGUGCCAACUUCCAUAGAAUAUAUCUAAAUGAAAAGCUAAUGCAAGGUCCAGAUUUGACAAACUCACUGGUUGGAGUGCUCACAAGAUUCAGAAGCAAACCUGUUGCUUUCAUGUGA
Messenger RNA from Exaiptasia diaphana, 1599 nucleotides. RefSeq lists its product as uncharacterized. Gene Ontology annotation, molecular function: zinc ion binding; nucleic acid binding. The transcript has 2 exons. Bases 1 to 1599 code for a protein of 532 amino acids. The record is from RefSeq and is a predicted model, not a curated record. Lineage: Eukaryota; Metazoa; Cnidaria; Anthozoa; Actiniaria; Aiptasiidae.